CCGAGGGGCGGCAGCAUCCACGCACUCCGGGGGAUGGAUCCCGGGUACCGAUGCUCCCCCUCUAGGGCCGGGCUCUGGUGCGGUUGUCCCGGUCCUCCCUCCCCCGCCCCCCCAACCCUGCCACGGGCCGGGCCCGGUUGCUCCCGCCCCUUCCCUGCCAGGCCCGGUCCGGUCCCGGUGCAGCGAGGAAUGGAUGAGGAACUGCUCCGCGCCCUGGGGGGGCUCAGCCUGCACCCCCGGCGGCGCCAGUUCGGCGGGAGGCUGGUACUGCUGCGGGGGCUGCCGGGCUCCGGGAAGAGCACCCUGGCCAGACAAUUGAAACGUGACUUUCCUGGUGCUGUAGUUUUUAGUACUGAUGAUUUCUUCGUGGAAAAUGGUGUCUAUGAGUUUGAGCCUGACUUCCUAGAGGAUGCACACAAAUGGAACCAGAAGAGAGCACGCAAAGCAAUGAAGAAUGGGAAAAGCCUGGUUAUUAUUGACAAUACCAACAUCCAUGCUUGGGAAAUGAAGCCGUACGUGAUGAUGGCACGUGAAAAUAGAUACGAAGUGAUAUUCCAAGAACCAGAUACACCCUGGAAGUUCAAUGUUCAAGAGCUGACAAGAAGAAACAUUCAUGGUGUCCCUCGACAAAAGAUCCAACAGAUGAAAAAAGAAUACGAGCACAAUGUUACCUUCCACAGUGUUCUUCAGUCUCACAAACCAAGCAGUUUUGAGGGAAGUUGCAGGGGACCAAAUGCAGCUCAUUCCAAGCACCCUGCAGCCUUCUCUGACAGAAGACCUCAUGUGGCACAUCCAAACACAUCAUUUUGCUGAAGAUGUGGAUUCUUCGGUGUAUUUUAAUUACCAGGGUAUAAAAGUAUCCAGUUUUACAUAUUUUUUUUCUAAACUUUUUAAAAUUCUUGUAUUUUUCUAUUGCAUUUCUAAAUAGCUUUUAUUUCUUAUGAGUCUUUAAAGAUGUUCUCCCUAUGAUUAUGAUCUCACAUGAGCUCUACAUGACAGAUCUAAGAGCAAUCUCCCCAGUGCAAACUGUCCUUCCUCUCAUCUCUCCUCCUCCAUGAAAAUCCAUUCAAGCUUACAGUAAAAUUUUCUGUCUGUGCCAUAUAUUUUUUAUUUUUUCCCCUGCAUCACUCUGUCACUAAUAAGAGACAAAUAGUAUUCCUAAAUUCAUCUCCUACAGGCCAUGUGGCCAAUUCCCUCUCCACUGUUGGCAUUUCUUGCCAUUUUAAUACAUAACAUCUGGCACUGGCAUCUUUUGUAUCUUCCCACUCCAAUGUGGCCUUGAGCAUCACUGUCAGCUUUAGGAGAGGAAAAGUGAACAAUGGAAAAGGAUUGCAGCAAGAUUUGAUCUUGUUCCCUACCUACACCUCUGCUGGCUGGAUUCUUCCUGGUCUGACCUCAGCUCUAGCCCAGCUAAAGAGCUUCUCCAGCCUGAAGGUGAACCAGUAAUGCACCAAAUUGAGCCCUUUAUCUUGCCAAGACACAGUAAUUCAACAGUCCUGAGAUAAAUCCAUUUGUGGUGGCUCCUGAAAGGGAACAGCAGCUUUAGGCUACUGCUUGUUCAGCUCUAAGCAGGAACAGCUACAGGAGCAGCUCUGAACAGCUGAAGGAUAAAGCUACCAAAUAAACUAACUCAGAAGUACAAAAUAAUGGCAAGGAGGAAAAGAAAUUCUUGUAUGGGGAGAAAUCAACUCCAUCCAUGCUCAGGUUCUGAGAAGCCACCAGCUAAUGGAUGGAGAAAAGCCAACCUGCAAUAGUUUUAUCUGUAUUGCUUAAUUCUGCUGAUGAUGUUAUCAAGCAGCUUCAUUCUUAAACAUUCUUAAACCUCAGCAUUGAGGUAGGUAUGGAGUAUUAGGUGAUGCUUAUAGAACAGGGCAGUAGUGAGCUAUGCAAAGAAAAUGUAGACAGGUCACAGCAGAAUUUAAGUAGGAGUGAAGAAGCUGCUGGUCAAAGCCAUUUAUCAGACAGAGAAGUAUAAGAGAUAUAAAGAAAUGAAUGGCCCAGGACCCCUGAACAGUUGCCCAGUGGGAAGCUGGUGGUCUCAGUUCCAAAACCCUCCUUUGACCCACACCCAGUGGGGAACAGCAGGGCAAGGGGCACCCUGGCAACAAACAAACUAAAAUGUGGAGUUGGCAUUGGUCAAGCAGGACUGCUUCCUUCCUGUGGAGUAACUCCAGUUCUGAGAAGCUUCACCUGCUGAGGUUAAUGAUAACAAGGUAAGGAAUUCAAGUACUCACUCACUCCUGGUAGAAAGAUCUUGUGCUGAAAUGGAAGGAAGAUGUGAUGAUCAUUGA
Molecule: messenger RNA, 2291 nt
Organism: Calypte anna (Anna's hummingbird)
Lineage: Eukaryota; Metazoa; Chordata; Aves; Apodiformes; Trochilidae
Gene: N4BP2L1
Product: NEDD4 binding protein 2 like 1
Source: RefSeq, a predicted model, not a curated record